ACCGGACCAGGCCAACAUCAGCAGGCGUGAGGAUGUGUGGGCGUGGCUGUCAGGCUCCCUGUUGCCAAGGUUACUGGAUAGCACCACCCUAAUGCAGGAAACAGGAAGUGUGCUCCUGGGCACGCCCAGACUACGACAGAUACGAGACGUUAGUCUGUCCUCUCCAGGUUCCAUCCAUGGGGCAGGAGCAGGAGGCUGGGGAGAGGGGUUGACUGGCUCAGCAGUAAACAGGAAGCUGACCCAGAACUGGACCUUACACACGGCUGAUGACAACGGAGCGUGGCGUUGGGGUCAGGUGAUGGUGUACGGGAGCGGAGGUUUCGUCCAACAGCUGAACAGGAACAUAGAGGAGACCAGAACAUCACUACAGUACCUACAGCAGUUACACUGGAUGGACCACAUGACACGGGCUGUGUUUGUGGAGUUCUCUCUCUACAACACCAACACAGACCUUUUGGCCUUCUUCUCCUUCCUGUUUGAGUUCCCCGUCUCUGAGCACACUCAGUCCAGCCUCGACCUCUUGACCUUCCGCCUGCAGCCUAUCACAGGCCUCGACCUGCAGCUGCAGCUCACGAUCCUUCUCUUCUCCCUCGUGGUGUAUUUCUGUGUAUGUGCGGUCCUGGGCCUGAUGAGAGAGGGCUGGGUAUACCUCCUGUGCCCGUGGCGGUUGCUGGGCGCGUGCAGCCUGGCGCUGGCAGCGUGUGUGUGUGGCCUCCACAUCAGCCGAUGUGCCGCUGCCGGGCGCCUGUGGGCGUCGUACCUACGGCAACGAGACGGGUACACGGACUUCUACCCGCUGGCACGGCAGAGCCAAGCUUACACCCUGCUGUCUGCCAUGCUCCUGUUCAUACUGGUGUUGAAGGCGUCCCACCAGUUGCGUUUCCUGAGGGAGUGGGCAGUGUUUGGCAGGGCUCUGAGACGCUCUGUCUGGGAACUGAUAGGAACAGGUCUGGUCCUGCUGGUCCUGCUGCUGGCCUACUCACACACAGGACACCUGCUCUUCCACUCCGUGAUGGACGGAUAUGGCAGCGUGAGCUCCGCCUGCCUGUCGUUGCUUGGCGCCGGCGGGCGCGGCCUGUUGUCCUUGCGACCAUCGUCAACAACAACCGGCCCCUCUAGCUCCGCCUCCAGCCUGGUGUUCCACGCGAGCUUCGCCGUGCUGCGGCUGGCGUUGCUAUGGCUGGUGACCUCUGCGUUGUUAAGGAACUAUCGUCGGGCGCGGGCGGAGUUGUACCGCCCGGUGGUGGACCUACAGGACUAUGAGAUGGUGGAGCUGUUUCUACGACGACUGAAGAUGUGGAUGGGCCUCAGCCGUACCAAGGAGUUUCGUCACAAGGUGCGUUUUGAGGGCAUGGAGCCCCCCCCCUCUCGCUCCUCCUCCACCAGUGACUGUCAGUCCCUGUGCCUGCCCCCUCUGGACGGCUCCGAGUCGCCCCCCAGCCCUGGCAGCCUGGACGGGACCUCUGAGGCCUCCUGGAGACCCACCUCUUCCAGCCCCUGUAGCCUGACAGAGGCCCCCGGGAUGGGGCUAAGCCUGGGUCCCGGCGGAUUGGGACCAGGUGCGUUGGCGGGUGGAACAGCCUGGCGAGAAAGGGCGGAGACUGAGGCGACUCUGAAGAGGCUUCUCCCCACACUGGACGCCUUGCUGCUGCAGCUGGACCGGGUCACCGUGGCGACCGAGGAGCUGUACCAUACCGAGUGUGUCCUGGAGUGUGCCCACAGGAAAGGAGGAGGGCCGAGGGGGGGGAAGGGGAGGAGAGGGGAGAAGGAGAGGGGGGUUCCUCCCCCUACAUGUACCCCUGCCCCGAAAUCUACCCCUGUCCCGGUUCCUCCCCCUACAUCUACCCCUGCCCUGAAAUAUGCCCCUGUCCCGGUUCCUCCCCCUACAUCUACCCCUGCCCUGAAAUCUGCCCCUGUCCCGGUUCCUCCCCCUACAUCUACCCCUGCCCUGAAAUUGACCCCUGUCCCAGUUCCUCCCCCUACAUCUACCCCUGCCCUGAAAUCGGCCCAUGAUCCUACCCCAAAAUCUACCCCUGCCCUUAAACCUACUCCGAAAUCUACCCCUGUAUCUGCCCCUAUACCUGACCCAAAAUGUACCCCAGUUUCUCCCCAUAUCAUUUCCCCUGCCUUGACCCCUGCCCCUGUACCCCUCUCUACUCCUGCCCUACCCUCCACCCCUGCCCCCUCCUCCUCCUCCUCCUCCACUCCAGCCCCUCGAGAGUGGGACCCCCCUACGGAGAGAGAGACCCUGCCCCCCUCCAGCCUCUUCAACCACCCGGCCCACACCACCACCAUUCCCACGCGCAAACGCAAGCCCCCGCCGCUCAAGAACAAGGUGCACCCCAACCCAGACAGGCAUGUGUCCGGACACCCCAAACCCUGA
Messenger RNA from Oncorhynchus mykiss (rainbow trout), 2383 nucleotides. The record is from RefSeq and is a predicted model, not a curated record. NCBI's taxonomy places the organism in Eukaryota, Metazoa, Chordata, Actinopteri, Salmoniformes, Salmonidae.